AUGGGUCUCUCCCAGGAACGUAAACUGGAAUACUUUGAAAAGCUCGAGUCGUUGCUUGAGAAUUACACCAAAAUCUUUCUCGUUGGUGUCGACAAUGUCGGGUCAACGCAAAUGCAACAAAUUCGUCUUGUGCUCCGUGGCCGUGGGGAGGUCCUCAUGGGAAAGAACACGCUUAUGCGGAAAGUCUUUAACAAUUUUGUAAAGAAGAAUCCGGGUCACCCUCUUGAGAAUUUCAUUCCGUUACUGAAGGGAAACGUCGGUUUUGUCUUUACCAAUGAAGACCUGUCUGAGAUUCGUGAAGUGCUCGAGUCCAACCGUGUCCCUGCUCCUGCUCGUGUCGGAUCCAUUGCCCCAGUGGAUGUCAUUGUACCCCCUGGACCUACGGGUGCUGACCCUGGUCAGACCUCGUUCUUCCAGGCUCUGCAGAUUGCUACGAAGAUUCAAAAGGGUCAGAUUGAGAUUGUGUCGGAGGUUCUGCUGACCAAAAAGGGCGACAAGGUCGGCAACUCUGAGGCUGCUCUACUGCAGAAGCUUGACAUCAAGCCGUUCUCGUACGGUUUGGUCAUUGAGCAAGUGUACGACAACGGCUCUAUUUUUGACCCUGCUGUACUGGACCUGACCGAGGCGGACCUUUGUGCUAAAUUCGUGGCUGGUCUGCGUAACGUGGCUGCCGUUUCGCUGGAACUGGGCAUCCCUACGCUUGCCUCCAUCCCUCACUCGAUUGCCAAUGCCUUUAAGGACUUGGUGGCAAUUGCUGUCGAAUGCGAGGAGUUCUCGUUCGAGAAGGCGGAGCCUUACAAGGCGUUCCUAGCUGAUCCGUCUGCUUUCGCCGUAGCUGCUCCUGCUGGUGGUGCCGCUCCUGCUGCUGAGGGCAAGAAGGAAGUGGUCGUUGAAGAGGAAGAGGAAGUCGACAUGGGUGGCGGCAUGGACAUGUUUGGUGGUGACGAAGACUACUAA
This is a messenger RNA of Peronospora farinosa, 957 nucleotides long. The record is from the annotation of a GenBank genome assembly. Lineage: Eukaryota; Oomycota; Peronosporomycetes; Peronosporales; Peronosporaceae.